GCAGAGCAGCAUUCGAUCGCAACGCCGAGCACACCGCAGGAUGCAGCACGUGGAGCACCAGCACAGCCAAAGCAGCAGCCGCAGCAGGCACCUACACUCCAGGAGAUAGCGGCCCUCUUGAAACAAGAAGUCCAACCGCUGGGGAACGCGGCAACCGGCUCGGAGCGCCAGGUGUCCGAGCUCGGAGGGACGAUCGAGGCGCGGAUGACAGCCUCCGAAGCACGUUUGGAGGAUGUGGAGAUUCGCCUCGCGAGUCUGGAGAACUCGGAAGGCCCGUGUGCAGGCUCCCGGACAGAGACAGAGGUGUGGGACCAGAUCAAGGCUCUGGAGAUGGAGGACGAGCUCGACAAAUGGAUUUGGAGGGUUCUGGCAGAUGCGAAGGCUACUCCGCCAGUUCAGACUUACAUCAAAGGCGAGUUCAAUUCGUUCAACGGGGUCGCAUUCGGCAAGUACUCAUCUGCAGUCGAACGGGACGCUGCGGUAGAGGCCGUCCGCAAGGCCUCGCUAGAAUACGGCGGGCAGAAAGUGCGGACCAAACCGGGGCAACCUCUCGAGACAAGGGCGUUGCAGAGCGUCUUGUUCGGAGUCAAGAAGAUGCUGAUCGACUGGGGCUUCGACAAGAAAAGCCUUUGGGCAGAUGCCUCAACCAUGAGUUUGUCACGCGGGGGCGACCUCGUAAUCAAAAUGACCGGGGACAAUAAGACGCCUACUAUUGAGUAUGGCGUGGAGUGGGAGACAUACCUCAUGCCAGACGGCGCGAACAAGACCGUCACUGACCUGCUCGACGCGGCGAAGGAAAAGCUGCAUCGAAGCUCUGCUCCAAGCAAGGGCCUCGGCAAAGGCAAGGGGGAACGGUCCUUUUAG
Molecule: messenger RNA, 864 nt
Organism: Prorocentrum cordatum
Lineage: Eukaryota; Dinophyceae; Prorocentrales; Prorocentraceae
Source: the annotation of a GenBank genome assembly